GUUCUUCUCAUAGUGAUAUAAGCGGUGCUGAGAUCAACAUAACUGCCGACCUCAAGUAAUACAAUAAUAUAUAUAUUUGAAAUCAUAUUAUUGAAAUGGAUCCUGGCUUCAUUUGAAUGGUCUGUCCAUAUCUUCUUGAUAAAUGUUGAUAUUAAUAAAUAUACCAAAUGCAGAAAUGUUUCAAUUGUCUCUUAAAUUAAAAGGAUUUUGUAUUUUCUCAUUCAAUAAUUGUUAUGUGACCACAAAUCUUUGGUAUAACUUUAGUAAGUUACAACUUUUCUAUAUGCCGCCAUCAGUAUUUAUUUUUAGAUUGAAUGACAUUUACACUUAUAUUAUUUCCUCUAAAUGCAUAGUGUGAAAGUAAGCUACUGCCUAUACUUGGUGGGUUAAUUUUGUUGGCUGGGCAUUAUGACGACACACUUGCCUUCAACAAUAGUUUUUUUUGGCAUUUGAGUUUCAGUUUAAUCAAUCGUGUUCAUGUUUGCUGCGUGUAACCCAUAGACUGUAUAUAUAAAGGUGUAACCAUAGACUGUGUAACCCAUUUCCUUCGUCGCUCGGAACCUUUCUGCCCGGAACUAUUCAUCCUCGACGUUGUAUCCGUUGUGCACUUUACACUUAAUGACUGUGUAACCAUGAGAGUGUAAACAAACCUGCAUGAGUUUCAGAUAGACAUUUGUUUCUGUCGCGUUAAAUAUUAAUAGUAGGGAGUUAUUCGUGAUUUCCCGAUGGAGAUAUUUGGAAGCACGUUCGACGACUCUGUGUUUCUUCAGUCGAAGGACCGAGUCGCCGUGCCUCUGUCCCAUUACAACGCCAAACGCUGUGAACCAGAGUGGUUCUGUGAGAGUUCUGCUCUCUGUACAGAUGAUCCUUUGGAGAAGCAGAAGGUGUAUAAGUUCAGAGGAGACUUGGCUUUGAAACAAGGGAACUAUCAGAAAGCCUUGGAUGUAUACAGCAGCUGCCUGGAGCUGAACUCUGCCAACAACCUAACCAUCAGGAGAGAUGUGCUGGAGGGAAUGGCCCGAUGCUGCACCGAACUGGGACAGAGGGACCGGGCGCUGCACUUGACCGACCUGUUGAGCAAAGACGCGUCCAACACCUGUCACCUGAUCAGCAUCCUGCUGCUUAAGGUCAGGAUCUACCAGCAUUUUGGAGCCUUAGCAUCGAGGAUGUCCUGCCUGCAGCAGCUUUGCAUCCUGCUGCCCUUCAACCCCUGGCACUGGUUCAACCUGGGACAGAUGUGUCUGGAGCUGCUGGACAGCAACAGCACCUCAGGAUCUUGUUCUCUACAGAGUUGUGAACCAGCAGAGAAAACGCAGAAUGAUGGAGACAUUCAGGAGCAGCAGGAGGAGGAGGAGGCAGCAGAGCUCGAUGGGGACAGAGUCUGGCUGAAAGCUUGCACCUGUUUCAUCAGGACAAGACUCCUGCUGAGAUUCCUCCGGCAGCAGCAGUCCUCCUUUGUGUUGCAGCGCACUGAAAGCACCCUACAGACGACAGAUGAGGUGCUGCAGAGGCUCAAUCCCAAAGAAACAACCCUGCAGACUCUCACCGAGGUGGUGUCAGAGGACCUGAUCCCAGACAAAAUGAGAGAGGACAGCCAGGACGGGGAGAGUCUGUCCAGUGUGUGUUUGCAGAGCUUCAAGGAGCGCUGGUGGAACAAGAUCUUACUGACUGGUGUGCUAGAAACAGACGGCCGUCCUCAGACACAGACGCACACAGAGAACUGAGGCCUGUUCGCUGACAGGAAGACCCUGUCCCUGUGCAGGUCCCACCAAAGAGCAGGAGAAAUUGAGUGGGAAAUCCACAUUAUUGAUAUCAUAACAAGACCCCAUACAUUCACACAGUACAUUUUAAUGCUGACAAUCUCAGAAAUACCCCCCCUAAUAAAGAGAAAUAUGUCAACUGUUUUGACUCACACACUUCCACAGAAUUGUAUUCAUUUUAUUCAAGCACAGAUACAGUAGAGUAUUUAAUAAAGCAGAUACAAAUAUCCACUU
Molecule: messenger RNA, 1994 nt
Organism: Gymnodraco acuticeps
Lineage: Eukaryota; Metazoa; Chordata; Actinopteri; Perciformes; Bathydraconidae
Gene: cunh8orf76
Exons: 8
Coding region: 726-1724 (332 amino acids)
Molecular function (GO): protein binding
Source: RefSeq, a predicted model, not a curated record